Meloidogyne enterolobii is the source of this 403-nucleotide messenger RNA. Lineage: Eukaryota; Metazoa; Nematoda; Chromadorea; Rhabditida; Meloidogynidae. The record is from the annotation of a GenBank genome assembly.
GAUAUAAAUGUCUGCAAAAGUUGCCGUUUCGAUAAAUGCAUAUUAAAAGGAAUGUAUAUUCAAACAACAAAAGGAAGGGAACCCGAAAAAGUUUUGGAAAUACAAACAAUGAUUCAAAAUAAACGUAGAGAACUUGCUAGUAAAGGAAAAUAUGUCCAAGGAAAAUCUAAUAAUUGUGCUGUUGGAGGGCUGAAUUUUGUUGAUUUGCAAAAAUCACUAAUCGCUAGACAAAAUACACAAUUACUUGACUAUUUACUCACAAUAGAGCAACAUGCUUGUCGUAUUGGCGAUUCCCCUAUAGGAAUCCAAGAUUUUCAUUAUAAUUCUUCGUUAAAUUCACUUGCUACAUUACUCACACGUAAAGAAAAUUUAAUUGCAAUGAAACACGAAUGUGUGGUUUGAA